Molecule: messenger RNA, 365 nt
Organism: Racocetra fulgida
Lineage: Eukaryota; Fungi; Glomeromycota; Glomeromycetes; Diversisporales; Gigasporaceae
Source: the annotation of a GenBank genome assembly
GCCAAUGCCAAAGUUCCGAACAAAUGUUACAUAAAUGCCUUUUUAGACCUACAAAUGACGAUAGACAUUAGUGUAAUUUACGUUCUUCCAGCCAUAGUCAACAAUCAAAAAGGUGCUUUUUUUAGACCUUCAAAUGAUGGCGAUAACGCUGCUCUAACUAGUCUACGAAAUGUAAUGUCUCAAUAUAAUUCGCAAACCCCUACAGCAACUACCAUUACACCUACCCUAAAAUCAGCGUCUAAAAAUAAAAGAAAAUUUUUUGAGGCAUUAUUAACUCAACAACAAACAAUCGAACAACCUUUAAUAGAAGAAUUGGAAGAUUAUUUGUCUAUGCCAACGACUAAUAAAAAUAAUGCUCUUUUAUG